Anoplopoma fimbria (sablefish) is the source of this 1063-nucleotide messenger RNA. Its product is annotated as glycine cleavage system H protein, mitochondrial-like. Bases 66 to 593 code for a protein of 175 amino acids. The transcript has 5 exons. Gene Ontology annotation, cellular component: glycine cleavage complex; cytoplasm; mitochondrion. The record is from RefSeq and is a predicted model, not a curated record. Lineage: Eukaryota; Metazoa; Chordata; Actinopteri; Perciformes; Anoplopomatidae. Gene Ontology annotation, biological process: protein lipoylation; glycine decarboxylation via glycine cleavage system.
AAGAAGAUCGGCGGAGUGCAGAUCCACGAAGAAGAACCCGUCGCUCUCAUCAGUACGCGACAAAGAUGGCCGCCUGUGGGCUAGUCCGCUCCCUGUCUUCCAACUUUUUCACAGUUUUGCCUUUACUUACCCGCUCGGCAACACUUCCACCGUUGCGGCUGGCAUCUCCACCUUACUUUGGAAGAACACUAGCCACUUCCUGUCGAUUAACAGCAGCACUUAAAUUCACAGACAAGCACGAAUGGAUCCGAGUAGAAGACGACGGGGUUGGGACUGUCGGUAUCAGCAAGUUUGCGCAAGAGGCUCUGGGAGAUGUAGUUUACUGUGGACUACCAGAGGUGGGAACACAGCUGGCUCAGCAAGAUGAGUUUGGAGCUCUUGAAAGUGUGAAGGCUGCCAGUGAGCUUUAUUCCCCUUUGACUGGAGAAGUCGUAGAGGUUAAUACACUCCUGGCAGACAAUCCUGGUUUGGUGAACAAAUCUUGCUACAAAGAUGGUUGGCUGGUGAAGAUGACCAUUGGCAACCCUGCAGAGCUUGAUACUCUAAUGGAUGAAGCAGCCUAUGAAAGAUACAUCCGCUCCAUUGAGGACUAACCUAACACCACCUAAUAAAUGCUAUGAGCCCCUUCUCCUUUUCAAAACACUACUGGCAGGAAGAUCCACAAGUUGUGCCUGUGUCAACUACAACGCUUUGCUUAGCAUCCACCAGUGGAGCUCAAGAGCCCCAGAAUGCUGACCUGCCAGUGUUGUAAAGCUGUGGACUUUAGGAAUCCUUUAUCUACUGUUAAAGACUGACUUUAGGGGACCUGUGAACCUUCGCUGUCUAAACAUCCAGUGUUGAGGUUUUGCUGCCUCAAAAUCCCCAAACAGAAGAGACUGAGUCAAUAGAGCAGUUUGUAUACAUUUCAUUCAAAGGAAAACUUGAAUCUCUGUUGUAGGACAUUGUUAAACUUUAAAAAGCACUUCUGUAUUCAUGGUAUCAAUAAUAAUGUUGGUCUCCACUGCAUGUAUGACCGCUAAAUAAUGUAGACAUGGGACAUUUAAAUUAGAAAAUAAACAUUUCC